AUGCGUGGUGUCACGAUCCUGGUGCUCUACGCGGCCAGCCUGGUCUCGGGUAGUGUUCUGCCCAGAGACGCGGCUGGUAACGAUGCCAUUGUUGCCCGCGGUGGAGGUGGAGGCGGAGGCGGCGGUGAUGAGGGUGGAUGGGGAGGAGAUGGUGGCGAUGAUAAUGGCCAUGGUGGUCACGGCGGCCACGGCGGCCAUGGUGGCCAUACUUCUGCAGAGAGUACUCCUUGCGAAACUGAUACUCCUCCACCAACCACUACGCCCUGCGAGACUACUACUACGCCGCCGCCGCCAACCUCGACUCCUUGCGAGACUACUACUACGCCGCCGCCGCCAACUAGUACGCCUUGUGAAACCGAAACCACCACUACGCCGCCGCCGCCAACCUCGACUCCUUGCGAGACGACUACUUCGACGCCGCCACCAACUAGCACGCCCUGCGAAACCGAAACCACCACUACAAAGCCGCCGCCAACCUCGACUCCUUGCGAGACGACUACUACGACGCCGCCACCAACUAGCACGCCCUGUGAAACCGAAACCACCACUACAAAGCCGCCGCCAACCUCGACUCCUUGCGAGACGACUACUACAAAGCCGCCGCCAACUAGUACGCCUUGUGAAACCGAGACUACCACUACAAAGCCGCCGCCAACCUCGACUCCUUGCGAGACGACUACUACAAAGCCGCCGCCAACUAGUACGCCUUGUGAGACUGAGACUACCACUGCAAAGCCGCCGCCAACCUCGACUCCUUGCGAGACGACUACUACAAAGCCGCCGCCAACUAGUACGCCUUGUGAGACUGAGACUACCACUACAAAGCCGCCGCCAACCUCGACUCCUUGCGAAACUACUUCGACGCCGCCUCCAACUAGUACGCCUUGUGAAACCGAGACAACUACUACGAAGCCGCCGCCGACAAGCUCCACCACUAUCACCACCGUGUACACUACCACUACCUGUCCGAGUAUGUCCAAUCAUGCCCUUUAA
This is a messenger RNA of Penicillium brasilianum, 993 nucleotides long. NCBI's taxonomy places the organism in Eukaryota, Fungi, Ascomycota, Eurotiomycetes, Eurotiales, Aspergillaceae. The record is from the annotation of a GenBank genome assembly.